Theileria parva strain Muguga is the source of this 1636-nucleotide messenger RNA. RefSeq lists its product as uncharacterized. The coding region runs from base 210 to 1604 and encodes 464 amino acids. NCBI's taxonomy places the organism in Eukaryota, Apicomplexa, Aconoidasida, Piroplasmida, Theileriidae. The transcript is spliced from 7 exons. The record is from RefSeq and is a predicted model, not a curated record.
CCGAUAUCUACCAUUUUUACAAAUAUAUUUUAUAUCCCUCUAAAUUUGGGAUUAUAUUUACAAAAAUAUUUUAAAUCAUAAUAUAAAAUACAAAUUUAAUGAAGAUAAAUAUGGACUGGGGAAUUACUUAACAUUAUAAUUCCCACUUGAAACUCAAUCAUUUUUAUUCAUUUGUACACUAACACAUUGAAAAAUGCUUAAAAUAGAAAAUGAUUAGGUUAAGGCCUCAUUUGAGAUCUUUACAAUCUCAUGUGAGUAGUGGCCAGAUUCCAACUCGUGAGUAUCUGGAAUCUUUUGAGCCCAAAAGCCUUCGGCGUUUAAAAGUUUUUAAUCAAACUCCACCUGAGGAUAUUCGUAAAACAUUUUUUGAAAAAUUGACAUCUCAUUAUUCUAAUCCUCGCUCUAUUUUAAGGUUAUAUCGCAAAUACAUAUCAGUUGAUGAUUAUCCAUGUUAUUCUUGGUUAGUGCGUUGUUUUUGUCAACUUGGCAACUCAUUUUCUUUCAACUCUUUCUGGUCACCCAGAGAUAGGCAGGCCUUAGUUAGCCUCCCUUUAUUUAGAUACUUGGUUUUUGAUCUCACCGAACGUAAGCAUUAUAUACACCCCCGCCAUGUUCCCCGGAUGAUAUUUGCUCUAUCUGCCUUGGAGUAUCGUUCCUGGCCUUUACUUACACACCUUCUCGAAUUGGUCCAGAAACACCUUAAGGAUUGGAGAAUAUCUACUAUCUCUGUAAUGAUUGGUUGUUUGGUUAAGUUAGGGCUGGAUAACAUUCCUAACAAUUCAAACCUUUUACCUAAUGUAACAUCACUGUUAUUAAAUGAGGUGGAGAGUCGGGAUCCUAGCUAUUCAUCACCUUUUGACUGGGCUAUACUGUCAUACUCUUUAGUUUUAACCAACAGAUACGAAUGGCCUAACUAUGAAAACGCGUCGCUUCCAGUCUUCUUGAAUCGGGCUUGCAAAGGGUUAAACUUGGAGAAUUUACCCCUAAGUGGAUGGACACAAUAUUAUUUAUACAUUUCAUUAUACUGUACUGAUGUUGAGAAACCGAGAAACGAAAUUCAAAUAAAAGAGUCAGUUCCACCUGAAAUACAACAGUCACUCCACACCCGAUGGCUCAACGAGAUACUUAUCCACUCACAACCUCAGGGUUCUGAGAUGUUGCAGAAAGAUGUUGAUACUGUCCUAGAGGGUUUAGGAAACACUGAGGGUUUAAUAAAUUGUUCAGUUGGAAGGGGGGAUGACGAACAACACUGUCUAUUUACUGGCCAUUUAUUCCCAAAUAGAAAAUUAUGUUUUGAAUACAAUUAUCUUAUGCCUAUGCCAGACGGAACUCCAGUUGAAAGCGGUCUUGUCAGUUUCAGAAGAAGACUUUUCAACAAAUUUGGAUAUAACACGGUAGUUAUUCAUAGGCACCAGUGGGAAAAGCUAACAAUUUUGGAAAAGGAGGAACAACUUCUUCAGAUUUUAUCAAAGUUCCCAAUCAUUGAGUCAAAUCUGUAUGAAAGUAAGCCAGAGGCAAAGACUUUUGAAGGAUCUAAUUACAAGUAUUUGAAGCACUUAAGGCCUAAAAUUACCACCUGGCCACCUGAUAAGAUUACUCUAUAAACUCUUUAACUAUUCAAUUUACACCUAUUAUA